CAGUAGUGGUUUUUGAGCACACUUUUGACCGUGUAAAACCCUGUGUCUUUAUCGCCUCCAUCUAUGUUUGGAGGUCUUGAGCCUAUCCCCGACAAUAGUCCUCAUCUACGUAGGUCAGGAAGCCGACCCGUUGUGUUUGAUAUCGGUAAGCCGGGAAACAGUUCUGAAGAAGAUUUUCUGCUUCCUAAAAAGUUGAAUGAAAUGAAGGGUGGGGUUACACCAUUGAGCAGUGCUGCAAUUAUGCCUUCUCCACUUCUGUUGUGGAGAUUCAAGGUACUAUUGUUUUUCAUAUGGGGUUUCAGUUGUUGCAAGGUCAGUUUCCUGAUUGGAUGGGAUUCAGUUAUGAGAAUGAGUGCAGAUCUGCGGGAUUUAUUUUUAUAUGAGGCUUUCUUGUAUUACAAUCCACUCCUCCUUGUGACUAUGAUGGUUUGGCUCUGGGGGAUAAAUUUAUGGGUUUUUGCCCAGGCUAAUGUUGGUUAUGCUAAAAUUUUUGACCUAGAUCAAAAUCAUCUCAGUCAUAGAGAGAUAUGGAAGUGCGCUAUGUGGAUGACGAUCAUUGUCCCGACUAGCAUGACGGCGUAUCUUUAUCUUUAUUCUCAUGGAGAAGUUUCCUUGGCUGCAUCUCAACCAGCAAUAUCAUUUCCUGACUUCUUUUUGGCUGAUAUAUUUACCUCUAUGUCAAAGGUUUUCUCUGAUUUGGAGCGUUCAGUUUGUCGGAUGGCUCAUCGCCAGGUUGCUACCAUUGCAUGGUUUGAAGCAGAUUCUGUAUGUGGGAGUCAUGCAGUUGCAAUACCUAUUGUUCUCGUUUUGCCUUACAUUUUUCGGCUCUUUCAAUGUCUUCGGCAAUACAAGGAUACAAGAGAAAAGACGGCUCUUUUUAAUGCCUUAAAGUAUUCAACGGCAGUACCAGUUAUUUUCCUGUCGGCACUCAAGUAUCAUGUUUUCCCUGAGAAAUGGACGAAUAUAUAUCGGCCUCUAUGGCUAUUGUCAAGUGUGUUGAACUCUUUGUACUCAUUCUACUGGGAUAUCACACGGGACUGGGACUUGAGUUGCUUUACUCGAAUUUUCAAGUUCAGCAAGCCGCACAUCUUAUCCUACUUGUUAUAUGGAAGGAAAUGGGUGUAUUUUUGGGUGAUCGGGAGCAACCUUAUCCUGAGGUGCACUUGGACUUACAAGCUGUCGGCUCAUCUCCGCCAUAACUAUAUUACGGUGUUCACAAUAACUCUUCUUGAAAUGCUUCGUCGAUUCCAGUGGGUUUUUUUCCGAGUCGAGAAUGAGUGGAAUAAAACCAACUCGAAAUCGAAUGUCCAGAUUAACAUGAUGGACUUGUCUAAAGAGGAUGAUAGAUUGCUCGGCUCAAACGGGCAUAGUGUAUAGACUGACUAAAGAAAACAGAGGGUCUCUUUUACUAGCUACAUUUAAUCCACACCAAUAUACUAUUAUUCUCAUUAACUCAGGAUAUUGAGACAUUUUUGGAAUUCCCGUUUUAUAGAAAUUUGAGUUUUUUUAACACAACUGGUCUUUAUACACGUGCCGAAUAUAAACAGUGUUGCGCUACAUAUAGCACUACAGGUAGUGUGUACUCGUAUUAUUCAUCCACGACUACAAUUUUUCUGUUGUUGGUAUUUGAUAUAUUUGAG
Molecule: messenger RNA, 1640 nt
Organism: Striga asiatica
Lineage: Eukaryota; Viridiplantae; Streptophyta; Magnoliopsida; Lamiales; Orobanchaceae
Source: the annotation of a GenBank genome assembly